Molecule: messenger RNA, 3954 nt
Organism: Lampris incognitus (smalleye Pacific opah)
Lineage: Eukaryota; Metazoa; Chordata; Actinopteri; Lampriformes; Lampridae
Product: potassium voltage-gated channel subfamily H member 6-like
Exons: 24
Coding region: 1-3954 (1317 amino acids)
Biological process (GO): membrane repolarization during action potential; regulation of heart rate by cardiac conduction; potassium ion transmembrane transport
Cellular component (GO): membrane
Molecular function (GO): inward rectifier potassium channel activity
Source: RefSeq, a predicted model, not a curated record
AUGCCGGUGAGGCGGGGACACGUGGCGCCCCAGAACACCUUCCUGGACACCAUCAUCCGGAAAUUCGAGGGGCAAAAUCGAAAAUUCAUCAUUGCCAACGCGCGCGUGGAGAACUGUGCCAUCAUCUUCUGUAACGAUGCCUUCUGCGGGAUGUGCGGCUACACCCGGGCGGAGGUGAUGCAGAAGCCCUGCACCUGCAGCUUCCUGUACGGCCCCCACACCAAGAGGCCCGCUGUAGCCCAGAUGGCUAAAGCCCUACUGGGGGCGGAGGAGAGGAAGGUCGAGAUCUCCCUCUACAGCAAAGAUGGGGUAUGUUUCCAAUGCGUGAUAGAUGUGGUUCCAGUGAAAAAUGAAGACGGGUUGGUCAUUAUGUUCAUUCUAAACUUUGAGCUUCCCACUGACCCCAAGCCAGUCAACAGCUCCCCAGUCAGAGAGCUCAACCAUGUGCUGCAUCUCCCCUGGCUGACCCUGGCUCGGCGGCGGCAACUGCGUCUCCUGCUCCGCUCACUGAGCUGUGGGGCCGACCCCUUGUCAGAGGACUCUGAGUUGGGAGGUACUCGGGCUGACCUGCCUCCCCUUGGACAUGAGUCGGUAGCCCUGGACAAACUCCUGUCCCUCCCUGAAAGACAGCGGCUGGAGGGGGCGGGAGCCGAAUUGCUGCUAUGGGACCAGGAGGAUGGGGAGGACAAGUUCGGAGGGGGGGAGACGGCAGGCCUGAUGGAGGCCAGGCGAGGUAGCAACGAAACCAGAGAGGUGUGCAGGGUUAAAGAUGUGUCAGGGGAUCAAAGAGCAGAGCUAUUUGUGGAUACAAGAGGAAAUGGAGGGAGGGACCUCCAUGCGGACCUGCCCCCAGCCCCGGCCUCAGCUCCCCCGACACUGACACUCCCCCUUGCCUUCUCCCAUUCUUCACCCAGAGAAAGAGGAGGGAGGGGAGCGGAGGUGGAGGGAGAUGACUGCCCGUUCCGCAGUAACCCUUCCACCAACAUGCUGUAUGAGAGCUGCAGGAGUCUGAAACACGCCUCCUCUGUGGAUGACGUGAAGAGUGGCCAGAGUUACCGGGAGCGGAGGCUGCAAACACGACACAGCUGUACCGGUGGUAUGGUAACAAGUAGGAAGACCAGCAUACCUGGUGGGACAUCAGACACAGAUGUAGUAUGCAGCCGCAACCUUAGCCAGCAGUUGACUCAGAGCUUGCUGGAGCCAAAGACAGAUCCCUAUGUGGCUCUGCAACCCGGGGAAAGAGACAUCCUGGCUCCGUGCAAACUGAUAGACAGAACUCACCAUGUUACUGAGAGAGUCACUGAGGUCCUGUCGCUGGGUGCGGAUGUGCUGCCAGAGUACAAGCUUCAGACUCCCAGGAUCCAGAAGUGGACUAUUCUCCACUACAGUCCAUUUAAAGCUGUGUGGGACUGGGUCAUUCUGCUUUUAGUCAUUUAUACCGCAAUAUUCACCCCCUACUCCGCCACAUUUCUACUCAGUGACCAGGAAGAAGCAGCCAUGCAGACUUGUGGUUAUUCCUGUUCCCCCCUGAAUGUUGUGGACUUUAUUGUUGACAUCAUGUUCAUCGUCGACAUCAUUAUCAACUUCAGGACUACCUAUGUCAACUCCAAUGAUGAGGUUGUCAGCCAGUCUGCUCGUAUCGCAGUCCACUACUUCAAAGGCUGGUUCCUCAUCGACAUGGUUGCGGCGAUUCCCUUUGACCUCCUUAUCUACCGCUCAGGAGAGGAGGUGGUCAGGGGAGGAGGGGAGGGAGAGACCACCACGCUGAUUGGUUUGUUGAAGACGGCUCGGCUGCUCCGAUUGGUCCGUGUGGCCAGAAAGUUGGACCGCUACUCGGAGUACGGUGCUGCCGUCCUCUUCCUCCUCAUGUGUACCUUUGCCCUCAUUGCCCAUUGGCUGGCCUGCAUCUGGUUUGCCAUAGGAAACGUGGAGCGGGCCGGCUCAGCUCGGAUUGGCUGGCUGGACUCUCUCGGGGAGCAACUGGGAAAGCCGUACAAUGAAUCUAUCAUCGGGUCCGGUCCAUCCAUUAGAGACAAAUACGUCACAGCUCUUUACUUCACCUUCAGCAGCCUGACCAGCGUGGGGUUUGGAAACGUCUCCCCCAACACCAAUUCUGAGAAGAUCUUCUCCAUCUGUGUCAUGCUCGUCGGAUCCCUCAUGUACGCCAGUAUUUUUGGGAACGUGUCAGCCAUUAUUCAGCGGUUGUACUCGGGCACAGCACGCUACCACACUCAGAUGCUGAGAGUCAGAGAAUUUAUCCGCUUCCACCAGAUUCCCAAUCCGCUGCGGCAGCGACUGGAGGAAUACUUCCAACAUGCAUGGUCGUACACGAAUGGAAUAGACAUGAACGCCGUUCUGAAGGGUUUUCCAGAGUGUCUCCAGGCAGAUAUAUGUCUCCACCUCAACCGCACCCUGCUGCAGAACUGUAAAGCCUUCAAAGGUUCUACCAAGGGCUGUCUGAGGGCCCUGGCUAUGAGGUUUAAGACCACCCAUGCCCCUCCUGGUGACACCCUGGUCCAUGCAGGAGAUCUGAUAUCAGCCCUGUACUUCAUAUCCAGAGGAUCCAUAGAAAUCCUCAGGGGAGAUGUGGUAGUGGCUAUACUUGGAAAGAAUGAUGUAUUUGGUGAGCCCAUUAACUUGUUCGCUCGACCAGGGAAGUCCAAUGCCGAUGUCAGAGCGCUGACAUACUGUGACCUCCACAAGAUACACAGAGAGGACAUGCUUGAGGUGUUGGACAUGUACCCAGAGUUCUCUGAAAACUUCUGGUCGAGCCUUGAGAUCACCUUCAACCUCAGAGAUGCCAGUGUUGUUGACCCAGUCGACGGUGAGGACUCGGACCAUGAGGGCUUCAGCAGACAACUGAAACUUUCCUUCAGUCACAGAGCAGACAAAGGAGAUGGAAGCACAUCACAGAGAACUUCCUGCAGAUACAAAUGCAAGCAGACUAACCUGGACCAGAGCGACUGGCAAAAUGCAGACAAUCACAGAGACAAACUGCACAGCCCAGCCUUUUCCAGUGGGGAUGAGGGAGAAGGGGAUGAAUCAGGAUUGACCAGCACCCAGGCUUCUCCGUUGACAGGUCUGGGUACUGGUCCUGGCCUCGACACCAGUACCGGCAUGGGGACUGACAAGACAGAAAAGACCUGUAACUCCUUAACAGAUGCUUUCUCUGGGGUCUCCAACAUAUUUAGCUUUUGGGGUUCUGAGACUAAAGAGAAGCAGCAAUACCAGGAGUUGCCCUGCUCCCGCAGCCCUCCCUCACCUCCCCCACAUCCUCUCCCCUCCUCCUCACCUCCUCCUCCUCCCCCUCCUCGUUCUAUCACUACUCACAGACAGAAGGGGGAGUUGGAGUACAGACUGGAGCAGCUUCAGAGACAGAUCCACAGGCUGGAGUCACGCAUGUCGAUGGACAUCGGCGCCAUCAUGCAGCUGCUGCAAAGGCAGCUGUCAAUGGUCCCACCCUCUUACAGUACCCUGGCAUCGACACCCAAUGUACCUUCCUCUCCAGUCCCAUCCCCUACCCCCAGGCCUUCCGAGAGGUUGGUGCAACCCGUUCCUCCCCUGAAGACACAGAGCUUGGCAUCACUUCCACAGGUUCUGGGCAACCUAGACAUUGUGGAAUCCCCUUCCAAAUCUAGUCACUCCCUCAAUAGCCCAGGAAUAGACCUUCACCUCCCUCAACCAACCCCUCUCCAAAACUAUACCUCACAGUCCUGCCCCUCUGACAUCAUCGGUCAAACAGACCACCACCCCAAGGGUCACCCCAGCCGGUCAGAAACCCCCCCAUUCAGUAUGACUGAUCCCAAGAGCUCUGCAAGGUGUGAGCAUGUUUCAGGGACCAUAUUGAGCCAUUCAGAGUCAUUUGACAACCAGCGGCGGCUGUCGUUGCCAGGAGAGCCAGCAUCUUCAGUGGACAGCAACCGCACUACUCAGCACUACAGUUCAGACCCUUGA